AUGACGAUUGUUGGCCGUGAGCAUUUGAUAACCUGGACGCGGUUUUACCUACCGCGGGAGCAGGAGUGGCCGACGUGGGUUGUGCACCACGAGGAUGUUCAUGCCGGGCCCCUUGCCGACGUGAAAGGUCUCCUGACAAUAUCAUUGGGAAGAAUGGUCGACAACCCCGAGCAGGCCGCCUAUAUCCUUAACUGGAGUACGUUGGAGGACUUGGUCAACUUUCAGUCCUCUCCCGCCUGCGCUCGGUUUUUGCGGAACCUUCCCGAAUACCCGGGCGACAACCCAGGAGCUUGUAUUGAGUCCGGCUCGGCACUGCAGCAGCUAACCUUGGACGAUACCCCCUCUUCGCCACUGCCGGCGACGUCACGCUUCCUCGUUUUGAAACGCCUCGCCGCUGUGACACCCGAGCCAGACGGUCUCGUGACCGUAACAACCUUUUUAGUACCGCACCAAGUCGACGACAAGUACCGGAUGUGGCGUGACAAUUUCAGGUACGCGUUUGCGGCCUUCAUGCCUCGCGGCGCUAGGUUAUGGCAUCACAAUUUCUGGUACAAAUCCACAUACGCGUGGUUCUGGUUACUUGCCGAAGACCACUGGGUGUGGGAGAAGUUUGGGAAGCCGGAGCAGCAGGCACAGGAAGGGAGCCCGGGUCGGACCAUUUUCUGCCACUUCUUCCUCUGGUCGCCUAAGUUUGGUGCUACUCCGGAGCACGAAGCGGAAGUGGCGGCAGACCCCCAGGCGAGGGAGUCGUGGAAUCAGGCUAUAGCGAAGGUGAUGCCCCCGGCCACCGCCUGGGCGCAGGAGCGCUGGGACAUGCGGGGAGUGCCGCGCGUUUACCCCCCCGAGCCCGACAUCAAUCUGGAGGACCCUGAGUACAAAAUAGAGCUGCGUAAAAUGCGGGAUGGAUUUUUCCGGGAUUCCAGGGUUGGUGAAAAGUCGCAGUGA
This is a messenger RNA of Chaetomium fimeti, 945 nucleotides long. RefSeq lists its product as uncharacterized. Bases 1 to 945 code for a protein of 314 amino acids. The transcript is spliced from 2 exons. The record is from RefSeq and is a predicted model, not a curated record. NCBI's taxonomy places the organism in Eukaryota, Fungi, Ascomycota, Sordariomycetes, Sordariales, Chaetomiaceae.